UGUUUUCAAAUUCUUAUGUUUAAAUCUCAACCUGUCUAAAUUAUGAGAUUAAGAAAUGUAGUAAAGUGCAAUAGAUCAUUCCAUCCAUAGUCAGUUUUAUUUAGGACACUGGUAGCCUUUCAUCUUGUGGUUUUCUCUUCUUGUAACUGACAGGCACAGAGAAAGUCAGCUAAUUUCCGAACUUGUUUCCGUACUUGAUUUAACGGAUUAAGUACUUGUAAUUCUAAAUGAUUACAUGAUUAUAUUUUGUGAUAUGUGAAUUCACUGAUCAGACAAAGAAACUCAAAUGAAUGCAAAAAUAUAGAAAGAGAGCAACAUGUAAGACAGAAAGGUGAACAAAGUUGAAGGAGGCAGUAAGUGUCCAAAGUCACUCUCUUGUGAGUUUUUUUUAUUGUUUUAGUUUUGCAAAGCUGGAAGGGUGGGGGGUAAAGAUCAGUGAGUCAAAGUCUAGAGAGAUUCUGGGAAGGACAGCGAAAAAAGAGAAGGCCUAAUAUUUUGGAACUAGAGAAGGUCUAGGAUUUAUACUAUGUUUAUCAUAGUAAGUUCAAUACUGUUUGAAAUCCUCUCAAUUCAACAAAUGUAAUUGAAAUUCAAUCAUGAAUGCAUAAAAAAGUAUUUCAUUGAUUGAAGUUGAAUAACUGAACCCCCUUUGCAGGACUCCCAGACUACCUAUGUGCUGAACGAUACCAACCCUUUGAGAACAUUGCGCUGGCGGGCACAAUCACCAUGCCCUUUAGUCAUACUCUUUCAUUCAGAUAAUCACUUUGCCCUUUAGUCAUACUCUUUCAUUCAGAUAAUCACUUUGCCCUUUAGUCAUACUCUUUCAUUCAGAUAAUCACUUUGCCUUUUAGUCAUACUCUUUCAUUCAGAUAAUCACCAUGAUUUUAUUGCCAUAAUAAGUGAUACACAAUCUGUACUGAAAAUAAGCAAUAAGUAACAACAUGAACUAUGUAUCAAUUUUGAAGCUCUGUGUUGUAAUUCCCCUUGACCAACAGGAGGCAGUCUAAUCUCACACUACAUGACAUGACUCCUUGAGACUUGUGAUACAGUACUUAAAUGGUUUACUAUUGAAUCAUGUGGGUUUAUGGCUGUGUGGUAAGGUGCAGUGUAGCUCCAGUGUCUGGUGGUCGCUGGCUGUAACAGCAUCUCCAUAUGGAAUAGCUCAGGGUUCCAGUGGAGCUGCUGUUAUGGGCGGAGAGACACCUCUGGUCGUCACCCUGGAUGCACGGUGUUGGCCUAAAUCUACUGUAUGUGAUGUUGUCUAUGUACUUGUAUGUACUUGAAUAGCACUUUCAAUUCUCAUGCAUUUGUAUAGUGUUUAUUUUCACAAUAAAGAUACUGGUAUUUAUGGUAAUUGUCUGUACUUGUCACAGUAUCUGGUCUUUAACACAGCCUACCACAUAUUUGGGCCAACAAUGAACACACACACAAUCAUACACACAGCAGAUUUUUCUUUGGCUAUCAGAUGGGCCACUAUAGAGCUGAGUCCAUCUUUUGGGCCACUAUAGAGCUGAGUCCAUCUUUUAAUAAAUUGCAGAAUAAUGAGGCCAAACCAGCAAUAUGCAGCAGCUGUCACAAGACUGGGUGAGAUAACGAGAAGUCAGGUAUUAAUUGGCUGUUACUUCAUCCUGAUUCCUCACCAUCAUCUGAAUCAGUUUGAGCGAUCAUAGGCCUACGCACUUCAUUAUUUCGCUGGGACAUUUAUUUUGAAGUUCACAUUCCACUUCCUGCGUAUCUCACACACACUCAUGUGUCAGUCAGCCAGCCAGCCAGCCGGUGAACGCGGCCUCGGAACACAAACGGACAGAUCGAAAGCGACACUGCUGUGUCAAACCAGCUCAACAGCCCACCAUGUUCCGCAGUAGGGACAAAAAAACGCCCGAACCGUUCCAGGAUGUUUCGCAAGGGUUGAAAAAACUAUAUCGGACUAAACUCUUUCCCCUGGAGGACACCUACCAAUUCCACGACUUUCACUCACCGUCGCUCGAAGAUGCCGACUUCGACAACAAACCCAUGGUUCUCUUGGUCGGUCAGUACUCGACCGGGAAAACCACCUUUAUUCGGCACCUGAUGGAGCAGGACUUCCCCGGUAUGAGGAUAGGGCCCGAGCCGACGACAGACUCAUUCAUAGCCGUGAUGCACGGUGACCAAGACGGGAUGAUACCUGGAAACGCCUUGGUUGUUGACCCCAAAAAACCCUUCCGCAAACUCAACGCAUUUGGUAACGCGUUCCUCAACAGAUUUAUGUGUGCUCAGAUGCCCAACCCAGUCCUGGAGAGCAUCAGUAUCAUCGAUACCCCUGGAAUCUUGUCAGGAGAGAAACAGAGGAUAAGCAGAGGGUAUGACUUUGCGGCGGUACUGGAGUGGUUUGCGGAACGCGUGGACCGCAUCAUCCUCCUGUUUGACGCCCACAAGCUGGACAUCUCAGACGAGUUCUCUGAGGUGAUCCGCGCCCUGAAAAACCACGAGGACAAGAUGCGCGUGGUGCUGAACAAGGCUGACCAGAUCAACACACAGCAGCUGAUGAGAGUCUACGGCGCCCUCAUGUGGUCGUUGGGAAAGAUCAUUAACACCCCCGAGGUGGUCAGGGUGUACAUCGGGUCGUUCUGGGCCCAGCCUCUCCUGAUCCCUGACAACAGGAAGCUGUUUGAGGCUGAAGAACAGGACUUGUUCCAGGACAUCCAGGGGCUGCCCCGGAACGCAGCGAUACGGAAACUCAACGACCUCAUCAAAAGGGCACGGCUGGCUAAGGUCCAUGCCUACAUCAUCAUCUCUCUGAAGAAGGAGAUGCCCAGUGUGUUUGGGAAGGAGAACAAGAAGAAGGAACUGAUCGCCAACCUGGGAGAGACGUACCUGAAGAUAGAGAGGGAACAUCAGAUCUCCCCUGGAGACUUCCCUAAACUCAAGAAGAUGCAGGAGCUCCUGGCUGGCCACGACUUCUCGAAGUUCGCUACCAUGAAGCCCAAGCUACUGGAGGCUGUGGAGGACAUGUUGGCCAACGACAUCGCUCGCCUCAUGACCCUGGUCCGCCAGGAGGAAGCCGCCAUGCCCAGCCAGGCUGUACACGGAGGUGCCUUCGAAGGCACCAUGUCCGGCCCCUUCGGUCAUGGCUACGGAGAGGGAGCCGGGGAAGGCAUCGACGAGCUGGAGUGGGUGGUGGCCCGGGACAAACCCUCGUACGAUGAAAUCUUCUACACGCUGUCACCGAUCAACGGUAAAGUGUCGGGCGCGGCAGCCAAGAAGGAGAUGGUGAAGUCCAAGCUGCCCAACACGGUCCUGGGCAAGAUCUGGAAGCUGGCCGACGUGGAUAAGGAUGGUUACCUAGACGACGAGGAGUUUGCGUUGGCCAAUCACCUGAUCAGAGUGAAGCUGGAGGGACAUGAGCUGCCGGGUAAGCUUCCGGAACACCUGGUGCCACCUUCUAAACGCCACCAGGAGAUUGAUAUGGGAGAGUGAUGUGGGGCUGGGAGGAAGGGGGGGAAACGCAAUCUGAUGAACCUGGGGAGGGCUGGGUUAGGGAGGGCUUGUUUUGAGUUGUGGGGGAAAUGUUUCUGAAUAUUUGCUGAGGGAGGGUUGGGCGGGUGGACAGUUGGAACUGAUGAAUGGACAUUAAUGCAACAUGUGUUGAUGCUGCAUGAGGGGAUGGGAAACGUGUUAAAAAAAAAUUAAAAUAUACUGUCCAUAUGUUGAUCCAAAGAAACGUAAUGAACUUGUUCUUUUUGGAGAAAAAAGAUUGUAACUUAGAAUUGUUUUAUCUAUAUUUUUGUAUUUCCUGUCUGUUUACUAUGAGAUGUUUUCAAGUUCUUCCAUUUUAUUAUUUUCUCAGAUUAAUAAAAAUGUAAUAUUUAUCCCAAUUAA
Salmo salar (Atlantic salmon) is the source of this 3858-nucleotide messenger RNA. RefSeq names its product EH-domain containing 1a (gene ehd1a). The record is from RefSeq and is a predicted model, not a curated record. Gene Ontology annotation, cellular component: plasma membrane; cytoplasm. Gene Ontology annotation, molecular function: calcium ion binding; protein binding; GTP binding. NCBI's taxonomy places the organism in Eukaryota, Metazoa, Chordata, Actinopteri, Salmoniformes, Salmonidae. Gene Ontology annotation, biological process: endosomal transport; endocytosis.